This is a messenger RNA of Phasianus colchicus (ring-necked pheasant), 495 nucleotides long. Lineage: Eukaryota; Metazoa; Chordata; Aves; Galliformes; Phasianidae. The record is from RefSeq and is a predicted model, not a curated record.
CCCCAGGAGCUGGAGCUGCUGGACGACACCAACACCAUCUUCAAGCUGCUGGGCCCGGUGCUGGUGAGGCAGGACAUGGAGGACGCCCGCGUCACCGUGGCCAAACGGCUGGAAUACAUCACAGGAGAGAUCAAACGCUACGAGCAGCAGAUGCAGGAGAUGGAGAAGAGGUCGGAGCAGCAGAGGGAGGUGCUGGCGAGGCUGCAGCAGGAAUUCCAGAGGGCGCAGGGCAAGGCUUGAGCCCCCCCUGCACCCUGCUUUGGGGUCCUGAUGGCCGGAGACCCCCCCCAAAAAAAUAUAUCCCCGUGGGACCCCCAAUGAAAUCCCCAUGGACGCUCGAUAAAAGGCAGCGGCUGGUUUUGUGGGGGGGGUCGUGGGGGAAAAUGGGGGUGGAGAGAAACAUUGGGACCCCCAGGAAAUCCCUGUGGAACCCCAUGGAAUUCCGAGGAACCCCAUAAAAUCCAGUGGAACACCAUCAAGUCCAGUGGAACACCA